UCAGCUGGCGGAAAUGGCCAUUGCUUUCUGUUUAUUUCAACAUCCUGAUAAGAAAAGUUCUUGAAGUAUGGCAGCUGCAACGACCCCGGUUGGCCAAGAUCAACCGACAAAAACUGCUCCUAUCGUGUUUGAUGUAUCCCAGCCUCCGGUCAUCGAGGGAUUUAACCCGCUGCCCAGGGCAAAGGAAGAAAGCUUUAAAGACAAAUUCACCAGAAAGACUAAAGAGAAUCCAUUCGUCCCUAUAGGUUGCUUAGGAACAGCAGGAGCAUUGAUCUACGGCCUCAGUGCCUUCAGACGUGGCAAGACUAGGCAGUCCCAGCUGCUAAUGAGAGCCCGUAUCUUCGCCCAAGGCUUCACCGUCGUUGCCAUCAUAGUGGGUGUGGCUGCCACAGCACUGAAGCCCAAACCGUAGAAAGAAACGACCACAGGAAACAUCAGACCAUGUUUAAUAACACUGAUAAAUGCCUUAUGUAGUCGAUGGGUGAAAUGUCAGCGAGGAAUUAACAAAAUCUUUGCAAUGGUAUUGGUAUGUUUUUUGUUUUCUUUAAAGAGAAAGGCGUAGUGCAAGAACAAAUAAUAAUCCAUCAGGUUGCAGGCGGGACUAUAUGAUCUUGUCUGCUACUACACUUACACAUUUAUACUCAAUAUAUCCUUUAAUAAGUGUCCUGUCUCGGUGCAAAACUUAAGUUAGCUAUAGUCACUUUUUGUAGUUAUUUGGUAUGACAGGCAAAGUGGUUCAUUUUCAUUUUGAUGUGUGAACAUUGUUUUAAAUGUUACGUUGUGUCUUAUCUCAAUUGUGUUUAUGUACAUUUAAGAGCACUAUUUAAGAUCCAGUGUAAUUGGAUGUCAGUGUUGACAAUCCUUAAUAUUAAAAAAUCUUUUAGUAUUUGUUUGCAAGAUGUCACAAUAAACGUUAAAGGAAUUCAAAAGGUU
Messenger RNA from Misgurnus anguillicaudatus (oriental weatherfish), 933 nucleotides. RefSeq names its product HIG1 hypoxia inducible domain family, member 2A (gene higd2a). Gene Ontology annotation, biological process: mitochondrial respirasome assembly. The record is from RefSeq and is a predicted model, not a curated record. NCBI's taxonomy places the organism in Eukaryota, Metazoa, Chordata, Actinopteri, Cypriniformes, Cobitidae. Gene Ontology annotation, cellular component: mitochondrion.